AUGGAAGCAUCACAUUUUUUACAAAGUAGGAGGAGCUUUGCUGCAACUCUGGCUCACUCAAGGCAUGCACAUGAACACAAUAAGCUAAGACACUGUUCGAUUGCUGCAGUGCUUACGCGGCCGGCGGAGAAUAUAAACAUAGCAACAGGCAAAAGCAGAACUAUAAUAAUACCAGCAGAUGUAGUAACUGGUGCAGAAGAAAAGAGCAGAAUCUAUAAUGAUAACUGGUUUGAUCGGAUGGCCAUUAAUCAUCUGUCUCAGAAUGUUCAAGCUGCAACAGGGUUGAAGAACAACAAGAGUGGCUUCGAAAGCUUGGUAGAGGCAGCUACAGCUACAUCGAGAAAAUUUAAUCCAGCAAAACAGAGAGAACUAGUUAUUCAAGCUCUAGAUAGUGCUUUCCCAAAGCCUAUAUUUUCCCUGGCAAAUUUUGAUGAUAUGAGCUGUGAGAUGAUAUUUGGUCAGGACCCUCCAGAGCUAUCCGAUGAUCCAGCACUCAAGCAACCAUGCUUCAAACUAUGCAAAGUAAACCAGAGGCACAACACUAAUGACUGCUCCAAAUAA
Molecule: messenger RNA, 561 nt
Organism: Prunus armeniaca (apricot)
Lineage: Eukaryota; Viridiplantae; Streptophyta; Magnoliopsida; Rosales; Rosaceae
Source: the annotation of a GenBank genome assembly